AAUAGAAAGGUAGAUAUACAUAUGUAUAUAUGCACACUUUUCCAGCAACAUAAGUACAUACAUGAACUGCAUAAUAUGUAUACAUAUCCAUAUGAAUUGAAUGAAUAUGAAUAGAGAGGUGGGCUAUUUUUACAUUCAUAGGUGUACAUUGUUUUUGAAUACAGAUUAUAUUUAUCUCUAGGGCUUAGGCAAUAAUCACCAGUAUAUCAUCACACUUCAUGUUUUAUCAAAGACAAUAAUAAAAUCAAAAACAACAUACUGGGCGCUCUUUAAUUAGAGCCCCAUAAAAAGACCAAAUAUAAAAUAUCGUUAUUGCUGAAUAAUAUGUAUCUGUAUCGUUGGACUAAGAACAAUCAAUUUCAAGUAUAUUUAACUAGUUUUUUGUGGAUUUUUCUACUAUCUAACACUCCUGUCAAUAGCUUUUUAGAGAGAUUACAAACAGCACCUCAGGGUACAUUAGACGUAUUAACGGCAGUAAGAAUCAGUGAGCAAACAUAUGUACAAACUUCACCUGGUCGAUGUCGUCAAGAUUCGAAUGAUUUGGCAACAUCAUCAAAUAUUGCAGAAAGAAAUGUAGCUUAUUCUGUUCCUCGUGGGUUAAGUCUUUACAUAGAAGGUCGAUCUUUAAUCCCUGAUUCAUUUCCUCCAGAUCUGUCUAUUUUAUUUACUAUUCGAUUGGAAUCAAAUUUGGAAAAAGAGUUUUUCACUCUUUAUGAUCGACAUGGACGAAUGAUUUUACGCAUAAUAAUUGGCUCACAUUUGCAAUUAGAAUAUUUGUCAAAAGAAUCACAAUCUAGUCAGCUUUCUGAUGUGCAUCCUCGAGGUUUAAAAGCACAUUCAGGAAAAACAUUAGAGAAAGCUAUUUUUAAAACUCAUUUAAAUGAUGGCCUAUGGCAUCGUGUAGCCGUCAGUAUUGGUACUACUACUGUAAGAUUACUAGUUGAUUGUAAACAAAGGGAGUCCAUAAAUUAUAAUCGUUCAUCAACGAGCAUUGAUAACAGAGGUCGAAUACAAGUAUUGAAAGACGGCAUUCAUGGUUUUAUUGAAGAUUUUUAUCUCCUACCUGGUGAAGAAGGUGCUGUUAAACAAUGUGAUGUUUAUUCACCUAAUUGUUUUGAUGAUCAAAUGAUGGGGGAUGAAGGAGAUAAAGAUACUGAUCCAAUGCAGGGUCCAACAGGUUCUAUGGGAGAUAGUGGCCCACCAGGUGACAAAGGUGAACCAGGUUUGAAUGGAUCAUCCGUACCUGCUGGUGAACCCGGUCCACCUGGUCCUAUGGGUUCCCUGUUCAUCAUUCCUCUCAAUCUAGGCGUCGGCAGUAGUAGUUUUGCACGGGCAGCUACAUUUCGAGACCUGCUUCAAAAACAUUUGCUUUCCUUAAAAGGUGUACGUGGAGCUAGAGGAAUGACUGGUGUUACUGGUCCAGAAGGAGGUCCCGGUGAACCCGGCGUUAAAGGAGAAGUUGGGCACCCAGGUGAUACGGGAUACCAAGGACCUCGCGGACCGAUGGGCCCGCCUGGACGCCAAGGUUCAAGUGGACCACCGGGAUUAGAUGGUAGUCGUGGAGAACCUGGUCCAUCAGGAAUGAAAGGGGAAGAUGGACGCCCUGGUGAUUCUGGACUUAUAGGCCUUAAAGGAGAUAAAGGUGAAUUAGGGCCUCCUGGUCCCAAAGGUGAUCAGGGUCUCCCAGGUGAAGAGGGACCACGUGGACCUCACGGAGAUAUCGGAGAUCAAGGAGAUCCAGGUCUGCCUGGAGUACGUGGUCCUGUGGGUCAGCCGGGUCCGCAGGGUCCGAGAGGAAAACCCGGAAAUCAGGGACCGCGGGGACGUAAAGGUGAACUUGGAGAACCCGGUCUACCAGGAUUACCAGGGCCAGCAGGCCCUAUAGGAACAUCUGGGCCAGAAGGUAUGGCUGGUCCGCGUGGUCCAACAGGUGCAGCUGGUCAGAGGGGACGCUCUGGACCUUCAGGAGUUCCAGGUACUGACGGUCUCCCAGGAUUUCCAGGUCCCAAAGGAGAUGUAGGGCCUAAAGGAGAUACAGGUCCGAAUGGAUCAAAAGGUGAUACAGGUAUUCAAGGACCAAGAGGUUAUAAAGGUGAACGGGGUCGGGCCGGUCCUGAAGGUGCAAAAGGUGAAAGUGGAAAACCAGGGCCUGUAGGGGUUCCUGGAGAUCCAGGUCCAAAAGGAGUGAAGGGAGACAUUGGAAUAUCUGGCCCCGUAGGGUCGCCAGGCGUUACAGGUAUGAAAGGUGACCCAGGUCCACCUGGUCCAGUUGGACAAAGAGGAGACCCUGGGACUAAAGGUUUACCGGGAGCUAUCGGCACCCCAGGUCCACCCGGUCCAGAUGGGGAAAGAGGUCCACCAGGUUUAACUGGAAGACGAGGUCGAGGCGGUGACAAAGGAGACAUAGGACCUCCAGGUUCACCGGGUGAAACUGGGCAGCAAGGGCAGAGAGGGGCUCCUGGGCCAAGAGGUCCACCAGGAAGAUUUGGCCCGCCGGGCAUGAAAGGAGAUGCUGGCCCGGUUGGUCCAGUUGGAUCCGUCGGACCGAUUGGUGAACAAGGUCUUCAAGGCCCCGUCGGACCUCCUGGACCAAUAGGACCACCAGGUUCAACUGGAAGAGAAGGACCUGUUGGAUUUCCUGGACCACGUGGAGAACCAGGUGAACGUGGACCAGCAGGACAACCUGGUAGUCUUGGGAACACUGGACCACCGGGUCCUAUAGGCGAUCCAGGACCUGAAGGACAACAAGGUCCAGUCGGACCAACAGGUCCAACUGGAGAUCCUGGAAAGGAUGGUAUGCCAGGGCGUGAUGGUCAGCCUGGUUCUAAAGGUGUAAGAGGUUCACCAGGAGUACUUGGUAAUCAAGGUGUUCGAGGAUUUCCGGGAUUUGAUGGCAUGCCAGGUCGACCUGGACCAGCUGGUGUGAAAGGUGAACUAGGACCUGAUGGUGAAGUUGGACCUAUUGGAGAUAAAGGCUACCAAGGUGAUGUUGGUAUUAUCGGGCCAAUCGGACCAACAGGUCCGAUGGGAGCAAGAGGCCCACCUGGUCCAGCUGGAGUCAAAGGUUUAACCGGUGAAGAUGGUCCUUUGGGACUAAUAGGAUCUCCUGGGCCAAGAGGACCACCUGGUCGAUUAGGUCCUAUUGGACCUUUAGGGCCUCCUGGUUUUGAUGGGGAAAAGGGCGAUAAGGGUGCAUCUGGGCCACCAGGACCAAAAGGCGAUAAAGGAGGAGUGGGUAUACGUGGACCUUUUGGACCAGUUGGUAGCCCUGGGUUACCUGGAAUACAAGGACCACCAGGACUCCCUGGACAAGCAGGUGAGGAGGGACCUGAAGGGUUAGUCGGUCCAGAAGGAUCUCGAGGAUUACCAGGAGCACCAGGUGUAUCUGGAAUGGUAGGUGUGACAGGUUUACCAGGAAUAGCAGGAGAAAAAGGAGACCAGGGAUCACAAGGUCCUAUCGGUCGACGCGGUUUACCCGGGACAGUUGGAGUCCCUGGCCCAGCUGGCCAACCUGGAAAUGUUGGAGCGCCUGGUCCUGUUGGGCAACAAGGAGAAAGAGGAACUCAAGGAGAAGAUGGGCCACCAGGACCUCGAGGUGUCGAAGGGAGUCCUGGAGUACAGGGACCACUGGGACCAAAGGGUCAAGAGGGUCCCCGUGGGCCACAAGGAGUACCUGGUGAUAUAGGGGUUCCAGGACCCGAUGGACCGAAAGGAGAGUUGGGUCCUUUAGGAAUACCUGGACCUCAAGGACCAACAGGACCUCCUGGACCAAAAGGUGUUCAAGGACCAGUUGGAGAAGAUGGGUCUCCUGGACCACAAGGUCCUCUUGGAAAACAAGGUUUAAGAGGUCUACCUGGACCUCUAGGACCACCCGGACCUCCUGGUAUGACCGGUCCUCAAGGACGUACUGGACCUCAGGGUCCUAAAGGUGUAAAAGGUGAAACAGGUGAACAAGGAGUACCUGGUGAACCAGGACGCGUUGGUCCAGUAGGAUCGCCUGGACCUCCAGGAUCUUUGGGCAGUCCUGGCCAGCAAGGUGUACCAGGGGUAAUGGGUAAACAAGGCAAGACAGGAGAACGAGGAUCAGAAGGACUGCAAGGUAAGCAAGGUGACCCUGGUAUACAAGGUGACCGUGGUCCAAAAGGUAGCAAAGGAACUUAUGGUCCAGUCGGUCCUUUGGGGCCUCCUGGACCAAAGGGUGAACAAGGUGUUCCCGGACUUGAGGGCGUACGAGGAGUGGUUGGCCUUAAAGGAGAAAGGGGCCCUGUCGGACCUGCCGGAGAUCCAGGGCAACCAGGUCCAUCUGGACCGGUUGGCCCUGAAGGUCCAGCUGGACAUCCUGGUCCGCCAGGAUUACCUGGUGUUCCAGGUCAAAAAGGUUCAUCUGGUCCAGCAGGACCACCGGGACCUCCGGGUCCAAUCAAGGUCUUAGAUAUGAGUGAAGGUUAUUAUAGGUUUGAGGAUACACCAAGAGUUAGACGUAGUAUUUCAGAUGCUUUAUACCAUAAUCAAUAUUAUUCGAAACAGGAUCCAGAUGAAAGUAUUACACCGAAUACAAUACCAUCAGUUGGUGCAGUACUACGUCGUAUAUAUGCAAGAAUCGAAAGCUUAGAAGCAUCUAUGAAUAGCUUUGAACGUCCUAUGGGUACACAACAAAAUCCAGCUAGACAUUGUCGUGAUAUAUUUGAAGCUGCUGAGUUUCCAGAAACUUCUAAAUCUGGUACUUACUGGAUUGAUCCAAAUCUUGGUUCACCAACUGAUGCAUUCACAGUUGAAUGUAGAUUUCAGAAUAAGGGAAAUGUUGCUGAAACAUGCAUUAAACCAAGUGAAGAUACAAAAACACAACCUCUUACUAAUUUUGUUAAAACAAAUAACUCAGAAGACUGGUGGAUUUCACAUUUAAAACAACAGAAACAAAAUGGAACAAUGCAUAAAACUCAAUUAUAUUAUGCACCAAUAAAUCAAAUUCGUUAUCUACAACUAUUACAUUCAAAAGCUGAACAAGUUAUCACUUUUACAUGUCGUAAUACACCAGUAUAUUUUGAUGUGAAAAAUCAAAAUUAUAAGAAUGCAGUAAUCGUUAAAUUAUUUGAUGAAAAUGUGAUUGAUACUUAUGAAGAUAGACGUACACGUACUAUUGGUGGUGGUAUUAUGUUAGAUAUCAAGGUUAAAGAUGAAUGCAUGGAAAGAAGUAAACAAAAAGCCAGUAGUGUAUUUGAAUUUGUCACCCGUAAACCAAACUUACUUCCAUUAGUUGAUAUUCAAUUAAAAGAGUUUGGAGAAAGUGAUCAAGAAAUUGGAUAUUAUAUGGAUGCUGUUUGUUUCAGUUAAAUUUGUCAUCAUUGGUAUUUAUGAUUUAAUCAAUAAAUGAACUAUUAUUUAAGCUGAAUAA
Molecule: messenger RNA, 5392 nt
Organism: Schistosoma spindalis
Lineage: Eukaryota; Metazoa; Platyhelminthes; Trematoda; Strigeidida; Schistosomatidae
Source: the annotation of a GenBank genome assembly